Messenger RNA from Laccaria bicolor S238N-H82, 195 nucleotides. RefSeq lists its product as uncharacterized. The record is from RefSeq and is a predicted model, not a curated record. Lineage: Eukaryota; Fungi; Basidiomycota; Agaricomycetes; Agaricales; Hydnangiaceae. The transcript has 2 exons. Bases 1 to 195 code for a protein of 64 amino acids.
AUGGUUGGAACGAACGUAUCCGCGCCCCAUCCCAACUCCAACCUUCUCGAUUCUACCGACGUCGUUAAGGGGGAACUGAAGAUAUUGCGCCAGCAAAGCGGGAAGCUCGCAACGGGCCUAGGCGACCCAGGUUUCUGCGUAAACGACGACGUUCACCGUAUAAGGCGACAGGAAAUUCGGAGGCUGGUCAUUUGA